CACUAAGGUCAAGUGAGUAUAUAAAGGCAUAUGUUUGCAAAGAGAUUGGGAUCGAUUCAAACCUUCGGGUAUAGAACCUUCAUACAAGGAAUAACAUCGAGGAAAUUUCUGCAAACCGGACGGCGGACCAUAUCAGUUUCUAGAAUCAAUAUGGCUAUUGCGGCAGUAGGUCAGAUAUGCUCCACGGCGAGCAUGGCGCACAAUCUCAAGCAAUGUCGUCAACUCGUCGCCAAAGCAUCUGCAGCAGGCGCAAAGGCUCUCUUCCUGCCGGAAGCCAGCGAUUACAUCGGCUCUUCGCCUGACGAGACCAUCUCCCUGGCUAAGCCCGUAACGGAGAGUGAAUUUGUGCUCGGCCUGCAAGACGAAGCCCGCAAUGCCAAGUUGCCCAUCAACGUCGGCGUGCAUGAGCCAGGCGAUAACGGGAAGAAGGUCAAAAACACGCUGCUCUGGAUCAACGAAGAGGGAAAAAUCGUGCAGCGCUACCAAAAGCUGCACCUCUUCGACGUCGAUGUCAAAGAUGGCCCGAAAAUGAAAGAGAGCGAUAGCGUCGAAAGAGGCGAUUCAAUUCUGCCACCGUUCUCGACACCCGUUGGCAAGGCUGGUUUAUUGAUUUGUUUUGAUUUGAGAUUCCCCGAGCCUGGGCUUGCACUGCGUCGGCAAGGCGCGCAACUCAUCACCUACCCGUCCGCGUUCACCGUGCCGACGGGCCGCGCGCAUUGGGCGGCACUGCUGCGCGCCCGCGCCAUCGAGACGCAAUCGUACGUUAUUGCGGCCGCGCAGGCCGGCUUCCACAACGCCAAGCGCUGCAGCUACGGGCACAGCAUGGUUGUGUCGCCGUGGGGUGAGGUGCUUACGGAGCUGGGCGGCGUGGACCACACGGAAGGGAAUGAGGGCGUCCAAUUGGAGCCUGAGAUUGCGCUUGCUGAUAUCGACUUGGACUACGUGGAGAAGAUCAGGAGGGAAAUUCCGCUGCUGAGGAGAACCGACGUGUAUCCUGAGGUAUGAAGGGUUGUCUUGGGUAGAGCGUGGAGUAAGAGUUUGCGGU
This is a messenger RNA of Aplosporella prunicola CBS 121167, 1045 nucleotides long. RefSeq lists its product as uncharacterized. The coding region runs from base 31 to 1005 and encodes 324 amino acids. The transcript has 4 exons. Gene Ontology annotation, molecular function: hydrolase activity, acting on carbon-nitrogen (but not peptide) bonds, in linear amides. The record is from RefSeq and is a predicted model, not a curated record. NCBI's taxonomy places the organism in Eukaryota, Fungi, Ascomycota, Dothideomycetes, Botryosphaeriales, Aplosporellaceae.